Molecule: messenger RNA, 1359 nt
Organism: Habropoda laboriosa
Lineage: Eukaryota; Metazoa; Arthropoda; Insecta; Hymenoptera; Apidae
Exons: 2
Coding region: 204-575 (123 amino acids)
Source: RefSeq, a predicted model, not a curated record
UGUUUCAGACAGAUCUAGUGGAUUUUUAACUGACCAGACGCUGUUUAGAUUCGUUCGACAGUUUUCUUAACAUUUUACUUUUUUGUUGAGUGAUAAUUUUUGAGUGAAUUCAUCAAGCACAAUCCUUGAGAGGGUAGCUGAGUUUUGAAGAUUGGAAGAGUGAUUCUGAAAUUCGAGGGAGACUUCUAAAUUAAAAUAACAAAAUGAAAACCAUCGUAGUUGCUUUUCUCGUAGCCCUCUUCGGCUAUAGCGCCGCACUUCCGGUUAAACUGGAGGAUAACCCCAGCCCAGUCGUUGGAAUUCCAAUUCUUUUCCAAGAAUCGACUGGAUUGGAGAACAAAGGACAGUAUGGCUCAUCUCCAAUCAUAUAUGGGCUUCUGUUGAGCAAAUUGGACAGACUAGAGGAGGAUGUCAAUAGCGGUUUGAUUGAGAAACGGGAGGUGAAGGAGAAUGACCAAGAGGACCUCGAAACCGCAGCUGGCACUUAUGCUCUUCGACCACUGUUCGUCUAUCGACAGCAAUUGGCAUACAAGCAGCGGGUCAGGGAAGCAUAUCGCCGUAGAAGCCCCUUCUGAGUCAUAUUAAUGGGACUGGUUAUGUCGUUGACAACCUGACGAUCGAAAGGACAACGAUUUGGAAACCAAAGAGGCGCGUACGAUUCGCAUUCCACGAUUCGUAAUCGGAUAUUUAUUGGGGAUUUAAGAUUCUUUCGAUGGACUCGGGGGAAUCUGAUGAGAAAUAAGACAGAAUUAGCUACGUUUAAGUGGAAAGUAAAAUUGACUAAGAAUGGGAUAUUCGAAGUAAGGGAAAACCGAAUUGAAAGGAGUCUGAUGAAAAUUAAGGCUUAAAAAAGAGAAUCCAAGAAUCUGAAAGUAGUCCACUUAAAAUGGAAAUCACUGGAAGAAAAUUUCUCUACCGUUCAAUUUUUGAAGAUGAACUGAACACUAACAAACACAGUAGAAUCUUCUAAAAACCUACAGACAAUUUUCUGCGUUGGAAAAACUACCGCAGCCGACACGAGGACGGAGAAGGUCAUUGAAGACGGAAGUGAAUUCGUCUUCGCGUAGGCUGCGCCACCUUGCGUGCUCGUUAGUAAACGAGUACAAAUAGUAGGGCUGCUAAUUGGACGAGCAAAUAGUUCACGUAACAAACGGUAACGUAAUUCUUGCAGCAAAACCAGAACAAUCCUGAUAUUUAAUGAGUUAGUCAAAUGUUCAAUUGUAUAUUUUAUAUGAUAGGGUACAAAGUUUGUACUAUUUUUUUUUUUCUGUAAGCUAAGAUUCUAGUUUAUAAUAUUGUGUGAAAGAGUGAACUGGUAUUGUAAAAUAGAACUCUAGUACUUAAGAGAAAGCUACCCAC